UGCUGACGUCGGCAGACUCCUCCUGCAGGGGAAUCCCCGCAAACUCCACGCGUGGAUUUUGCUUUGGGUUUGUUUGAAGCCCGUUUUUUUGUGUUGUUUUGGUCUUUGUUUGAGUACCACGGAACUCAUCACGGCAAGACUCUUACAAGAGUAACGAAAAAAAAAACAUUUGGGGAGAGGAGGUCGGUGAAGUAAAUUAUCGCAAGUAUAUCUGCGAAUCUAAAACAAGCCAUGGCAGAAAGUCAAGAAUUUGCUGACCUGUGGGAGCGAAACCUCAUUUCCACUCAGGAAGGUGGCCCUUGCUGGGACUUGAUCAAUGAUGAGCAGUAUCUUCCAGGCUCUUUCGACCUGAAUAUUUUUAGUAAUGUGCUGACUGAACAGCCUCAGCCUUCCACCUCCCCUCCGACCGCCUCUGUUCCUGUUGCCACUGAUUAUCCUGGGGAACAUGGCUUCAAACUGGGCUUCCCUCAAUCUGGCACUGCCAAGUCUGUCACCUGCACGUACUCGGCUGACCUGAAUAAGCUCUUUUGCCAAUUGGCGAAAACGUGUCCAGUUCAGAUGGUGGUGGACGUUGCCCCUCCCCAGGGCUCGGUGAUCAGAGCCACAGCCAUUUAUAAGAAGUCCGAACAUGUGGCUGAGGUGGUCCGUCGAUGUCCCCACCAUGAGAGAACCCCAGAUGGCGAUGCAUUGGCUCCUCCUGCUCACCUGAUCCGAAUGGAAGGAAACUCGCGUGCUGUUUACAGAGAGGACGACAUAACCUACAGGCACAGUGUGGUGGUUCCCUAUGAAGCUCCUCAACUGGGAGCAGAAUGGACAACUGUUUUGUACAAUUUCAUGUGCAACAGCAGUUGCAUGGGUGGCAUGAACCGCCGACCCAUCCUCACAAUCAUCACUCUGGAGACUCAUGAAGGUCAGUUGCUGGGCCGCAGGUCUUUCGAGGUGCGUGUGUGUGCGUGCCCAGGCAGAGACCGGAAAACUGAGGAGAGCAACUUCAGGAAAGACCAGGAGACCAAAACCUUGGGCAAGACCCCUUCUACCACCAAACGCAGCAUGACUAAAGAAUCAUCUUCAUCCACACCUCGACCUGAGGGCAGGAGGAAGGCCAAACUGAGCGCGAGCAGUGAUGAGGAGAUCUAUACCCUGCAGGUGAGGGGUAAGGAAAGGUAUGAAAUGUUGAAGAAGAUUAACGACAGUUUGGAAUUGAGCGACGUGGUACCUCCAUCUGAUAUGGACAGAUACCGGCAGAAAUUAUUCACCAAGGGCAAGAAGGAGAAGGAUGGCCAAACGCCUGAGCCCAAAAGAAGCAAAAAACUAAUGGUUAAAGAUGAAAAAAGUGACUCGGAUUAGGAUGGUGGGAUGCUGAACAAAAAAAAAAAAAGAAUAGUUUUGCCUUUUUUGACUGCCUUUAUUUUGCCUUUGUUUGACUAAAACAGCUUGUCAUAGAGAGCAUUUGGUGAAUUGUGGACCCAUGAUCCCUCAGUCCUGUAUGUCAUUUUUCAUCUUGUUCACUCUACUGGGACCUUUGUAAGUCAGCUGAUCCAGAAGAGAUCUAUAUGAAUGAGGAUAGUUGUGUUGUAGGUGUGUAGUACUUUAUCAGUACUGACCCAUCAUUUAGCAAACCCGAUAAAUGAAUGUCCAGCAGUGAGGUUUAGCUGUGUGUGUGGGAUUUUUCCUGUUGUAGGUCAGUGCAGGUCACUUACCUCCCAACACGUAGUUUCUGCUCUCUGGUAAGGUUAUAAAUUUGUCACUGACUUGCUGGAUGCCCACUUUGUUGAAAAUGUACUAAUACCAGUAUUUUGUAACCUGUUUUGUAACCAAGUUUUUUUUUUUAAGAAGACUAUUACAAGCCAAUAGCUAUAAUAAAAAUA
This is a messenger RNA of Sinocyclocheilus rhinocerous, 1868 nucleotides long. RefSeq names its product cellular tumor antigen p53-like. Gene Ontology annotation, cellular component: nucleus. Gene Ontology annotation, biological process: protein tetramerization; apoptotic process; regulation of transcription by RNA polymerase II. The record is from RefSeq and is a predicted model, not a curated record. Lineage: Eukaryota; Metazoa; Chordata; Actinopteri; Cypriniformes; Cyprinidae. Gene Ontology annotation, molecular function: RNA polymerase II cis-regulatory region sequence-specific DNA binding; DNA-binding transcription factor activity, RNA polymerase II-specific. The transcript is spliced from 11 exons. The coding region runs from base 232 to 1347 and encodes 371 amino acids.